AUGGCGUUCCAGUGUCAGCGAGACAGCUACGCCCGAGAGCUCACCACGACCGUGGUCUCCUGCCGUCCUGCAGAGUUGCAGACUGAAGGAAGUAACGGCCAGAAGGAAGUAGUGAGCGGCUUCCAAGUGGUGCUGGAAGACACGCUGCUUUUCCCCGAGGGCGGAGGACAGCCUGAUGACCGAGGUACUAUCAAUGACGUCAGUGUGCUGCGAGUAACACGCCGGGGGUCCCAGGCUGAUCAUUUCACACAGAUACCCCUAGAGCCCGGGAGCCAGGUCCAGGUCCGAGUGGACUGGGACAGGAGGUUUGACCAUAUGCAGCAGCAUUCAGGGCAGCAUCUCAUCACAGCAGUUGCUGACCAUCUGUUUGGGUGGAAGACAACAUCCUGGGAGUUAGGACGCUUCCGGAGCGUGAUUGAACUGGACACCCCCUCUGUGACUGCAGAGCAGACAGCUGACAUUGAGCAGAGUGUCAACGAAAAGAUCCGAGAUCGAAUCCCUGUGAAUGUGCGAGAACUGAGCCUGGACGAUCCUGAGGUGGAACAGGUGCGAGGCCGGGGCUUGCCAGAUGAUCACGCUGGACCCAUCCGAGUUGUUACCAUCAAGGGUAUUGAUUCCAACAUGUGCUGUGGGACUCAUGUGAGCAAUCUCAGUGACCUUCAGGUGAUUAAGAUUCUGGGCAUAGAGAAGGGGAAAAAGAACAAAACCAACCUGAUAUUUUUGGCUGGGAACCGUGUGCUGAGGUGGAUGGAGAGGAGUCAUGGGACUGAAAAAGCCUUGACCGCUUUGCUCAAGUGUGGAGUAGAGGAUCAUGUGGAAUCAGUGAAAAAGCUACAGAACUCAACCAAGCUUCUGCAGAAGAACAACCUGAAUCUGCUCAGAGACUUGGCUAUGCACACUGCUCACAGCCUCAGGAACAGCCCAGACUGGGGAGGUGUGGUCGUAUUACACAGGAAGGAAGGUGAUUCUGAGUUCAUGAAUAUCAUUGCCAAUGAGAUUGGGUCAGAGGAGACCCUGCUGUUCUUAACCGUGGGCGAUGAGAAAGGUGCUGGGCUCUUCUUGCUGGCAGGAUCGGCCGAAGCCGUGGAGAACCUGGGGCCCAGGGUGGCUGAGGUUCUGGAAGGCAAAGGAGCUGGGAAGAAAGGCCGCUUUCAGGGCAAAGCCACCAAAAUGAGCCGGCGUGCAGAGGUUCAAGCGCUUCUCCAGGAUUAUAUCAACACGCAGAGUGCUGAGGAGUGAGGGACGCCCUUCUUGGUGUUGGACAAUAAAAUAGUUUGACUCA
Molecule: messenger RNA, 1282 nt
Organism: Elephantulus edwardii (Cape elephant shrew)
Lineage: Eukaryota; Metazoa; Chordata; Mammalia; Macroscelidea; Macroscelididae
Gene: AARSD1
Product: alanyl-tRNA synthetase domain containing 1
Exons: 12
Coding region: 1-1239 (412 amino acids)
Biological process (GO): regulation of translational fidelity; alanyl-tRNA aminoacylation
Molecular function (GO): nucleic acid binding; ATP binding; alanine-tRNA ligase activity
Source: RefSeq, a predicted model, not a curated record